AUGUUUUCCCGGAUUUUCUUCCGUUCCGCACCGAACUUCAUUCGAUGGACGCCCGUUCGGCUCAAUUCCAAUAAAAUUGACCCGGCAAAAGCGAAAGCGUUCCAAGAAAAAGUGGAUAAAAGUGAGUUAUCUUUAAAACUCUUUAAAAAUCAAGAUUUUCAGUAAAAGUACGACGUGCGUAUGCUCUCGGCGGCUGCCUCAUGUUUAUCUGGAUCUCGACGCACGGAAUUCUGCUGUACAGGUCUUGAAAAUCUGAAAUUUCGCGAAAAAACUGAACACUUUGCAGAAGACGCAGUGAACACCGCCAUUUAAACGAAAAACUGCCGCCAAUCUCGUGGGAAGAGUUUGAGAAAACUUAUUUGGCGAAUGGAGACGUAAUUCGCUUUUUUCUGAGUGAAAACAUGAUUUUCUUAUUUCUCAGGUCAAAACCAUCAUUUUCCAACCGCAUUUCGAGGUGGCCAACGUGUAUUUGAGCUCGGCGCGCGAGCAACAAAUGAAGAAAUCGCUUCUUGACAAGGUGGAAAUCGAAAAAAGUUAUCUUCUUUUGAAAAACUCCAAUUUUUAGGUCCACACAACUCCGGACAAGUUUUCGCGUCCGCCAGACGUCCGAUUUUAUCUGGAAGCUUCUGCAGAGGUUGGUUAUUGAUAAUUGUUAACAAUGUUCCAAAAAUUCGCAAAUAUUUGCAGGAGGUGAAGUCGCUGGUGACAGAGGCGGUGCAAAAGUACAAGCACCCGGUCGAGUACGAAGUCGAUCAAUUUCCGAGCUACCGCGAGCUCUCCUUCAUCAUCGGAUCAUCGCUUUUCGUUCUCGCCGCCGUUUCCCUCGCCAAAUAG
Caenorhabditis sp. 36 PRJEB53466 is the source of this 834-nucleotide messenger RNA. The record is from the annotation of a GenBank genome assembly. NCBI's taxonomy places the organism in Eukaryota, Metazoa, Nematoda, Chromadorea, Rhabditida, Rhabditidae.